Aspergillus melleus is the source of this 234-nucleotide messenger RNA. RefSeq lists its product as uncharacterized. Lineage: Eukaryota; Fungi; Ascomycota; Eurotiomycetes; Eurotiales; Aspergillaceae. The transcript has a single exon. Bases 1 to 234 code for a protein of 77 amino acids. The record is from RefSeq and is a predicted model, not a curated record.
AUGGCCUCUCCGAUAGCCUCCCACCCUCCCGCUCGUCCGGCCCUCGUCACGCCGUCCACAUUCACUCAGGACAUCUCCCGUGCCAUCAUGGCCUCAACGGAAACUCCCAAGUCCGUCGAACCCGAGCCUCAUCCUCAUGCGGGCCUGAGUUAUCCUCCGCCACCCCCUCCAUCACCCGUGGAAUCGAGGAGUUCACAUACUUUCUGGGGGGCCGUCGAAGGGAGUCGAACUUGA